GCCCCAGUCUCUGGGGCGGGCCGGAGCCCGAGGAAGAGGAAGGGGACGAGGACAACGAGCGACGGGGCGGAGGAGGAGGAGGAGGAGGAAGAGGAGGCAGACCAACAAGAUGGCCCCUGCUGCAGGAGCAGCCUCAGCAGCAGGUGGGGGGCCGGAGGCGGCGCUGGUGGUGGCGGCGGCGGCCGUGGCCCGGCGGCCUGGGACAGAGUCAGAGUCGACGGUGGCAGCGGCGGCAGCGGUGGCUGCCCCGGCGGUGGCGACGGCCGCGGGGACUCGGAGCUGAGAGGAGCUACUGCUCGGACCAGCGCGGUUAUAUUUCACACUAUGUGCUGACUGUAUUUACAGAAGAUAUUUAAAAAAAAAAAAACUUUUUUCAAAGAUUUUGAUUCCAGUGGAAUCUUUGCUUUAGAUUUUGUGUGUGUGUGAGUAAAUUGUAACUCCAGAACAAUGCCUGUACAAGCUCCACAGUGGACGGAUUUCCUCUCCUGCCCAAUUUGCACUCAGACUUUUGACGAAACAAUUAGAAAGCCCAUCAGUUUGGGUUGUGGCCAUACUGUCUGCAAGAUGUGCCUGAACAAACUCCACCGCAAGGCUUGCCCAUUUGACCAGACCACUAUCAAUACAGACAUUGAACUCCUCCCAGUGAACUCAGCAUUGUUGCAGCUAGUGGGUGCUCAGGUUCCUGAGCAGCAGCCCAUUACUUUGUGUAGUGGGGUUGAAGAUACAAAGCAUUAUGAGGAAGCCAAGAAAUGUGUAGAAGAAUUAGCACUGUACCUGAAACCACUCAGCAGUGCUAGAGGAGUGGGUCUGAAUAGUACUGCUCAGAGUGUUCUGAGUCGCCCAAUGCAGAGGAAGCUAGUGACGCUGGUCCACUGCCAACUAGUGGAAGAAGAAGGCAGGAUUCGUGCCAUGAGGGCAGCUCGAUCUUUAGGUGAACGAACAGUUACAGAGCUCAUUCUCCAACACCAGAAUCCUCAGCAACUCUCUUCUAAUCUUUGGGCAGCAGUCAGAGCUAGAGGCUGCCAGUUCCUUGGACCAGCAAUGCAGGAGGAAGCCCUAAAGCUGGUUCUCCUGGCCUUAGAAGAUGGUUCUGCUUUGUCUAGAAAAGUAUUGGUUCUCUUUGUGGUGCAAAGAUUGGAACCACGGUUUCCUCAAGCCUCUAAAACUAGCAUUGGGCAUGUUGUCCAGCUCCUUUAUAGAGCCUCCUGCUUCAAGGUCACCAAACGUGAUGAAGACUCUUCUUUGAUGCAGCUGAAAGAAGAAUUUAGAACCUAUGAAGCUCUGCGGCGAGAACAUGACUCCCAGAUAGUGCAGAUUGCUAUGGAAGCAGGCUUGCGAAUUGCACCAGACCAGUGGUCCUCUUUGCUGUAUGGGGACCAAUCUCACAAAUCUCAUAUGCAGUCCAUUAUUGACAAGUUGCAGACCCCAGCCUCUUUUGCACAAAGUGUUCAGGAACUAACAAUUGCUCUCCAGCGGACUGGAGAUCCAGCAAACUUGAAUCGACUAAGACCCCAUUUGGAGCUAUUAGCAAACAUUGACCCUAGUCCAGAUGCUCCUCCUCCUACUUGGGAACAGCUAGAAAAUGGGUUGGUUGCUGUGCGUACAGUGGUACAUGGGCUGGUUGAUUAUAUCCAGAAUCACAGCAAAAAAGGAACAGAUCAACAGCAGCCUCCACAGCAUAGCAAAUAUAAAACAUACAUGUGUCGAGACAUGAAGCAGAGAGGAGGAUGCCCUCGGGGGGCCAGCUGUACAUUCGCACACUCACAGGAGGAACUGGAAAAAUUUCGUAAAAUGAACAAACGCCUAGUUCCCAGAAGACCCCUGAGUGCCUCUUUGGGUCAACUUAAUGAGGUGGGCCUGCCUUCAACAGCUAUCCUUCCGGAAGAAGGGGCAGUGGAUCUGCCUAGCAGAAAAACCCCUGCUCUGCCAAAUGGGAUUGUAUCAUCAGGGAAUACAGUAACACAACUGAUUCCACGAGGGACAGACCCCAGCUACGAGUCCAGUCUGAAACCGGGAAAGAUCGAUCACCUGAGCAGUAGUGCCCCUGGGUCUCCUCCUGACCUGCUAGAAUCAGUCCCUAAGAGUAUUUCUGCCUUGCCUGUUAAUCCACAUCCUGUACCUCCAAGAGGACCAACAGAGCUGCCCCCUAUGCCUGUCACUAAACCUCUUCAGAUGGUGGCGCGAGGUUCUCAGCUCUAUCCAGCACAGCAGGCUGAUGUUUAUUACCAGGAUCCUCGAGGAGCCGCUCCGCCGUUUGAACCAGCACCUUAUCAGCAGGGUAUGUACUAUCCACCACCACCACAGUGUGUGUCCCGUUUUGUCCGACCUCCACCAUCUGCUCCUGAACCAGGUGCUCCCUACUUGGAUCAUUAUCCGCCAUACCUCCAAGAUCGUGUAGUAAACUCACAGUAUGGCACACAGCCACAACAGUACCCACCUAUGUACCCACCACACUAUGAUGGCCGUCGAGUAUACCCUGCUCAGUCUUAUGCAAGAGAGGAGAUUUUCCGAGAAAGUCCUAUACCCAUUGAGAUUCCACCUGCAGCAGUGCCACCCUAUGUACCAGAACCCAGAGAAAGAUACCAACAAAUGGAAGGUUACUAUCCAGUGGCUCCACACCCAACUCAGAUCAGACCUUCAUACAACAGAGAGCCUCCGUACAGUCGGCUUCCGCCUCCUCCCCAGCCCCAUCCUAGUCUAGAUGAGCUACAUCGAAGACGAAAGGAAAUAAUGGCACAGCUAGAAGAAAGGAAGGUUAUCUCUCCACCUCCUUUUGCACCUUCACCAACAUUGCCUCCUACCUUCCAUCAGGAGGAGUUUUUGGAUGAAGACUUGAAGGUAGCUGGGAAAUACAAAGGAAAUGAUUAUAGCCAGUAUUCACCCUGGUCAUGUGACACUAUUGGCUCCUACAUUGGAACCAAAGAUGCAAAACCUAAAGAUGUUGUGGCAGCAGGGAGUGUGGAAAUGAUGAAUGUGGAGAGUAAAGGAAUGAGAGACCAGCGAUUGGACCUUCAGAGAAGAGCAGCAGAAACCAGUGAUGAUGAUCUCAUCCCAUUUGGAGACCGACCAACAGUAUCUCGGUUUGGUGCCAUUUCUCGAACUUCCAAAACGAUAUAUCAGGGUGCUGGCCCAGUGCAGGCUAUGGCACCUCAGGGAGCUCCGACAAAAUCUAUUAACAUUUCAGAUUAUGGUCCAUAUGGAACCCAUGGUGGCUGGGGAGGUUCUCCAUAUUCUCCUCAUCAAAACAUACCUUCUCAGGGACACUUCAGUGAGAGGGAGAGAAUAUCUAUAUCAGAAGUGGCUAGUCAUGGAAAACCCCUUCCGUCUGCUGAGAGGGAACAGCUACGACUAGAAUUACAGCAGCUAAACCAUCAAAUUAGCCAACAGACCCAGCUACGUGGACUAGAGGCUGUUAGUAACAGACUGGUGUUGCAGAGGGAGGCGAACACCUUGGCAGGCCAGUCACAGCCCCCACCACCACCUCCAAAAUGGCCUGGAAUGAUCUCAAGUGAGCAGUUGAGCUUGGAGCUGCACCAGGUGGAAAGGGAAAUUGGGAAGAGAACCCGGGAACUGAGUAUGGAGAACCAGUGUUCUCUGGACAUGAAAAGCAAAUUGAAUACAAGUAAGCAAGCAGAAAAUGGACAACCAGAACCACAAAAUAAGGUUCCAGCUGAGGACCUUACGUUGACAUUCAGUGAUGUGCCUAAUGGAUCAGCAUUGACACAAGAGAAUAUCAGCCUCCUGUCCAACAAGACCAGCUCUCUGAACCUGUCAGAGGACCCUGAGGGAGGAGGGGACAAUAAUGACUCCCAGAGAUCAGGAGUUACAUCCAGUUCUACUCCCUAAAAUAUGAGGAGUCCUACCUUUAUCUUCUGCUCCUAACCAGUCUGUGGGGCAUAGGGGUAGGAGAACAGAUAACUUCUUAAACUUUCUCUGAGAGUGGUCAGAGAAAUCCAGGAAAAGCACCGGAGGCAAUGUGCACAAACAUCACUACUAAAAACAAACUCUGCACAUAGUUCACAUUAAUGCAUUUUUUAAUUUAAAGAAAAAGAAAAUUAGCAGUAUCUGCAAGCAAUUCAGAUUAAAUUUGUUUUUGUUCUGUGAAUGAACUUUAUUUUAAUAACUUUGGACGCCUUGGAUCCAGGGCUUUAAAAAAAAAAAGAAGAUAUUAUAUAUACACUCUGUUUGAUUAAUUGUAUGAUCUUAAUGAAGUAGAUUUUUCUUGUAUUUUGGUAUUAUUACAUACCCAGUGUAUAAUUCCGUACCCCCAGUCCUCUCACAACCCCAUAAAUUACCACAGACUAAAAGACCCGGCCAUUCUGAGAAUUCUGUGGUGCUUGAGAAAUAGUAAUAGACUAGUUAUUAGAAAAUGUGCAGCAGAGCAACUUUUCCAAGAGCCAUUAUUUGGAAGCCAUAAUUUGCUUUCUUUCUGGGUCACAAGCUUCAUGUGUAGGGAGGUUUUUCAUAUGGCAUUAAAACUUUUUGUUGUUGCUCAGGAGGACUUUAUUUCUUGUUUUUGUGUUUAUUUCAGCUUUUCUGAGAAAUAAUUACCAAUUAAUUUUUGAAGACCUCAUUUUCAUAUCAUGAACCACUUUCAUUCUCUUAAUGUAAUCAGAAAUCCGAGUCAGUUUUAGAGUGCUUGAUUAGAUUUAAAUGGAAAUUAUUUUAACGAUGAUCUAUAAUUUUAUUAGCACUGAAAAUACAUAUUUAGUUUAUUACCUAUAUUGAGCUAAUGACUGGAAAUUCAGAGCAAUGCUUUCCCAAGUUCAAUUUCUGAAAUCAUAGAAUGUUCAAAAACCAGGACAAUCCACCAUAUUUUAAAACUGCUCAACACUUGAUUGAACUUAAAAUGAGCAGAGCCACAUUAUUUCAAUGAAUGUUUUGUUUUAUUCUCAAAAACCAAAAGUAGAAAAUUCCUAUAUACUGGAGCCCCUGGCUUUCAAGGAGAUUUGGCAAAUGAGAACUGCCUAAAUCUUAAGGAUAGUUUACAAAUUGAUCAGUAGUUGCCUUUUGGAACCAUUAGCACAAGUAGGUAGGUAGUAAGUACCUAGAAGUCAAUUUUGUAGACUUGGCUUCACUAUACUGAAAAGACUCUUCAUGAAAAUGUUGAAGAGAAUAAGGAAUAAUUUUUCUAAUUUAAUUCUGCUGCACAUAUUCUGAUGCCACAUGUCUAUACUGAACUAAAACCAUAUAAAAUGUGUUUAGUGGGGAUUAUUUGACAUAGUCACCCACCGUAUAUGUUUGCCUGAUUUUCUAGAAAUUUCCUUUUCUGGAUUAUACUGCUAAAACAGAAAGCACUGGUUAUGUAAUAAGUUACUGCAUUGCUUUGGUUGGGUAAAAGCAAGAGUUUAUAUUUUUCUUGUUUCUUAUUUUCUUAACCCGUAACUCCUGCUGAGGUCAUAACCACCUCAGUCUAAGCUCUGUGUCUAUCAUACUAUUAAAUGAAACAAUUGGGGGGUAAGGGAGGGGGGAGGGUAAUACAGUCCUGCCAUUGCCUACCAGUAGGAGAGUCCAAACAGAACACUCUUUUGAGUAGCAAUUAUUUAAUUUGCCCAGUCAAGGCACCGUGUUUAUAUACUAUUUCACAUUGAAUUUGAUUAUGCCCUACAGACCUGGCUGGUCAAGGAUUUGAUAUACACAUAUUGGCUUGGGAUUCGAGCUUUCUUUUUUAUUUAAAUAAAAAUUUAUAUAUAUAUAUUAUAUAUAUACAUAUAUACAUAGCUAUAUCUGUAUAUAUAUUGGGUAUGUUUUAUGGAUUUUUUCGCAUGAGCGCAGCUGUUGCGAUAAAAUGACUGAUUGGGAGGUAGAAGCACUGAAUGAAGAUGAGGCAUUUUAUCAGUUGAUAUCCAUAUUUUCCUAUUUUUUAAAAGUACAUUUGCUUUUUUGCCUUUUUUCAUUUAUUUUGCUUAAAACCCUCUUAUAUUUACUAUUUAAGUACUUAUUGUUUUGGGGAGGAGAAGGAGAGAAAUUUUAUGUCUGACAGAGUCCUGAGAUCUUUAAUUUCUCUCUCUAACCAUAAAAGGCAACAUUCUUGGCCUCUAACCUUCUGUAGGCAGAUUUGGGCAGAUCUUAUUUCUCCUUUGGACAUGUUAGAUAAUUCCUAAAUUUUAGGAGCAGUUGGUUCAGUUUGGAAUUCAGAAUGAUUCUGGUAUUAAAAAGAAAUUUAUGGGUGUUGAUUUUGUUGAAAUAUGGAGUAAAAGUAAAAUUCCAUUUUGGGUAUCUGUUGAAACCCCUAAUAACUUAAGUUCUGUUGUUCUUGUUUAUUUCCUUCAAAUACAGUCAUUCUUUCACCAUUUUGAUUUUCUAAGCUAGGUAGAAAGAGAGAUUAAUUUAUGUUUUCCUGUUCUGAAUAAAACCAGAAAGCCACUGUUUUAAACUGACUUAAAAUAGUCUCUCUUUUUAAGGUAUUUUCAUGGAGUGAGGAUGGGGGAUCUCUUAAAUUAGCCUUAAUUCUAUCUAUACCUCUCUAAUACUCCACCCUUGAGAGGAAAUCUGGGUGGGUAGAACAGCAAGAGGAAGGUAUACUGUCCCACUGUGCCUGUAAGAUGAACCUAUAGUGGUAAAUGGCCUGUUUUGGCAAAACCGUUUGGCUUUUUAACUGCUUUUUUCUUAAAAUCUGUGAAAGAUGCUGACUUUUCUGGCUUCUUAGAUUUAUCCCCAGAGACAGUUAAAACGAUGAAGCCAGUCAGAUAGGAAAUUCCAUCUUUAGGCUUUUUACUUAUUCAAGUGUUAAUUUCUUCUGAAUUAAAAGGCAAUACUCAGACAUCUGAUGGAAGUGAACACUUUUGAAGGGUUAAGGUAGGAGUAAUAAGCAUUGCUUUCAGUUCUGUUUGGAUAACACCAUAAUUUUAUUAUAACCAGAGUAUAAAAGUACUUUGACCUUUUCUUUAUUCAUUGGGUCUUAGGAGAAGGGUAGAAGAACUGAGAAUAAGAUAUCUAGACUCAAUUUUCUGACCUAUAUGUAGUUUUUUCUUCUUACUUACAGAUACUGUCAUAAGUUCAGUAGCUGCCAUGUCUUGGGUAAUUUACAGAGGCUGACAUGACCAAAGAUCCAUUCCUUGUUACUUUUCUAAUCAAAAGAAAAAUUAGUUAUAGGUUUCUAGUAAUAUUCAAAUAGUAAGACACUAUUUUUAAUACCAGCUACAAAAUACUUAACUACUCAGAAAGUAUAAAAAUAUAUUUCAUACAGCAUUAAUAUGGCUAAUUUCCUUUUCCCAUUUUAUUUCCCUUUCCUUCUCCUAGUCUUUCCCUUUUUUUUUUUUCGGUCUGAAAGACCUAAAAUUGGUAUGAUUCUCAUUUGCUAUCUUGAAUAUGUAACUCCAUCAGAUUUUCCAUAGGUCUUCAAAGUUGGAGCUUAAAGUUUGUUUUUGUUUUUCUUUUUUCUCUGGCCCUUCUCUGUCUUGCAAAUUCCCCUUGAUUUACCCACUGCCCUCCCCAAUCUGCAACAGUAACAGUUUGCUGCCUCAAAACAGAGCAUUCAAAUGAAUUCGCUUAGCCAAUAACUUCUGUGAAGUUGCCUUUUCUAAUGGUGUUAUUACUCAGUGAUGCACAAAUGUGGUAUUUGCCCUACUGGUAGGCAAACAAAGGUCUGAUUAGGAAUGGUAAUCUGCUGUUUUCUUUAAAGGAGAGCCAAAGACUUGUGCUUUACUCUGUUUUGGUUUGGGAGGAAAUAGUAGCCAUUUUGAUUGUGAAACCUCUUAGUAUUCGUGAGUUGAUUAUACUGUGUAGGGAGAUAUAUCUAAAGUUAACUUUUAAAGUUAGCUGGCCUUAUAAAAUAUAAAAGUAAUGAAAAUCCAUUAGUUUUUCUAAAACCAUGAAUGUCAUCUUUUAUAGUAUUGUGUGUAAGCAGGUCCUCCCCCAUAUACUGAGAUUGUGUUGUUAUGAUAGCUUGUUAUAUUUUUGUUAUUUUACUUGUGCCUAUAGGACAGUCUACUGUCAGUAUGAUCAAGUCUUGGGACUGAGUAAAAGAAUCCAUGAACAUGUGAUUGGUGAAAAAUAAUUAACUGUAGUUAGUACCUGUUAGAUUAUAUUCAGAUUCAGAGAAAAAGAUUCUUUUCACUAAAGAUAAAGAGUACUCGGUUGCUGUUGCUUAUAUAUAAAUGGUGAUAGAUGGAGAUCUAACCAUCUCUUUUCUGCUUUCUUUUUGCUCAUUUUAAAGAGUUGAGUAAAGGUUUCAUGUAUAAACUGUGUCUGUGAAAAGCACUUGUAAUGUUUUAUAUGUCAUUAAAAGGCCCAGUUACUUUUUAGGGGAAAUUAAGAACCUGUCUGCAAAUUAACUGCAGUGUUUACUUAGGUUUUUACCCUAAAAGUCCAAUUGUGUUUUGUUGUUAUUGAUGAUAGAUGAUUAUUGUGUUUGCAAGGUGAUAUCUUCCUGAAAAAUCUGCCUAUCCUUUUAGGUAAAAAUUAGGGCAUAUUUUAUGUUCUACAUUAGGGAUUGAAAAAGUAAGCAGUCUACUGCUGUCAUCAUUUUACCUGACUGCGCAUUUUGCUGGCCUAUAUGCACACUUUUCUGCCUUGGACAACUAUGGUUUUUAUAUUUAUUUGUGGCUUCAACUCAGCUUUAUGAAAUUUUCCUGCUGAAAUUACUUAUUGGGAAUUACAGGUGGAUUGCAGUUAAUAUAUUUUUUAAAAUUCUUAUUUCAACUUUACUGAACCACUUGGAAAAAGAAAGAUGUUUUUGUCAAAAGACACUAUUAAUUAUAGUAAAUGCCAGCUACAAUUUGAUUCUUAAGAUUUUCUUUGCUAAAGAUGUUUCCACAUGUUUUAGAUUCUAACUGAUAGUAACACUAGCAGCAACCUUACUUAAUAAAAAAACUGCCACCACCAAGAAGUAACACCUUUUAAUAAUAAAUAUGUUCCCAAUGGGUGAGUUUUCAAUACUGCACUGAACAAAGUGGGUAAAGAUCCCUUUGAAAUCCUAUUGUGAUAAAGGGACUAACCUCACCACUGGAAUUACAGAGCUUGUGAGUUUUCAGCCAAACACUGAACUUCCCCUAAACUUUAUUCCUGAGCAGAACAUCCCGAGAUUAAUAACUUUUAUUUUCAAAAGAAAAUAAGGCGCAAUAACCCAAGAGAGAGAGAACUUAAAAUAAGCCUCACGACAAAAUAUUGUGUCCAAAAUAUGUAUUUAGAAAAAUAAAAUCCUGUGGAGUUUGUUAUCCUAAUAUAUGUUAUAUACUAGAUAAGGUGAUUUGUUUUCUUGUAUUGAGGUCUCAUUGUUUCUAGUUGGGGUUUUUUGUGGUUUUUUCUUUUCUUUUCUUUUUUUUUGGUUUUGUUUUGUUUUUAAUUUAAACUCUUAAGUAGACAGAGCUCACAAGUCUUUGGCAUCCAUUCUAGGUUGUACACUCAAGAGUCAUCUUAUAACUGGAAACUGUCAGGUGGCCCCCUACUUCAACUCCAGCUGAUGUAUGAAAGGAUCAAGAAAAGAAUGGAAGCAAACUAUUGGGUGGAUAAUCAGUAGCUUUUUUUUUUUUUUUUUUUAAGAAAUCACCAUUUAUUAGCAUAAUCUUUCUCCACUAAUUGACUGCCAUUCCCACAAUAAUAUUUGAGCCACCCUGUAAUAUGUUCCUCUGAUUUCAAGGCGUUUUAAGCUUUUGCUUAUCAUGUUUACAUCCUCUGUUCAACUAAGACACUGUUCUGAGAGCUACUUUUUCCAAGUAUAUUGUUGCCUAAAUUUCCUUUAUUUCUUCUUCAUCCUUUCUCUUCUUCCUACAUUCUGGGAAUGAAAGGAACUUAGAGGAGAAAAGUUGAUUUUUUUUUCCCCUCAUUGAUGCAUAGGCUUCAUUAUUUUACUUUAUAAUAAAUCUAUGACUUUUUAGAACAACAGAAAUGGAAGAAGUGAAUUAAGAUAAUGAACAAAACCUUUCACCCACUUAAACAUUUUCCAGUUGUGAGAUUCCUCUUCUUGUGUGUGGUCUCUUCCCCUUGUUACCUCUCUUCCCCUUUUCCCCUGACUACAGUCAAUUUGGUCUUUAGGCUCAUACCAGUCUCCCCGAGACAUUCUGCAGUCAUUAUCACCUUUUUGGGUGGAUUUUAUUUUGUUUGUUUUUUUUUAAUAACUUUUUAAUAUUGAUGCAUAUUUGCUUGGGAUAGAGCUUGUGUAAUUUACCAAUCGUAUUGAUUGUAUGUGAUUGUGCCCUGCAGAGGUAUAUUUAACAAGACAAAAAUAAUGUAGGUUAAUAAAGGAGCCCAUGAUAUUUGAGUCAGGUUAUAAAUGACCAUGAAAUCAUUUACAGUUUGAAUAGUGAAAAUUUAUGUCUCCUAUUCUUAAAUUAGUGCUAGACAGAAUAUCAUUUUUAAAAGUUUCUGUGCAUAUCUGUUAUUUUCCCCUUACCUUAGCUCCCUGUUCUUUCUCACCUGCCUCACCCACCUGUUAAGAAUUAAAACUAUUGAGCCUUAAAGGGACAGCUCAUUUUUAAAUUGCUAAAGUUUGUGAAAUUGUACUUUUUCCAAGUGUUUCCAACUUUUCUUUAAAAAGUGAAGACAGAUAAUGAGUUGGAAUUUCACAAGCUGUGAAAUUAGCAUCUGGCAAGCUGUGAAAUCUUACUAUUUGAAGACGUUAUCUCCUGGAAAUUCUUUGGGAAUAGGAAAGAAGAACCCUGUUUUUGAAGUAGACCAUUUUUCUCUCUUUAAAAAUCUGUUUAUAUGUUCAAUUUUUAAAUGGCCUUUAAAAAAGUGAGGUGGGGAAAAGUAGUAAUAGAUGUUUAGGACAGCUAAAUGCUGGGUCUGAGUAAGUAUAUAGUCUACUUGUUGCAGGGUUUUGAGAGGAUGAGGCCAUCUUGUUAAACCUGUGUGCAUGCUGUUUAUAUCAAAAUUGCCACUUUUGUUAAAAUGGUGAUAUUUUCUUUAUUAUCUUGGAAACUGACUCAGCCUCAUGUUGCUCCAAAUUAGUGUUUAAGGCUCCCAUAAGUUGCAGAUAAAAGGAUUAUUUUAACAAGUAGAAGGAGGUGAUUCGCCUUUUGGUUUGUAAAUAUAUGAAAGUGUCUACAAGGUCUUUAUCUGCUUUCUGUCAGCAUUUAUAUUAAAUGAUAAAUUAAUGAGGA
Messenger RNA from Capra hircus (goat), 11042 nucleotides. RefSeq names its product ring finger and CCCH-type domains 1 (gene RC3H1). Gene Ontology annotation, molecular function: metal ion binding. The transcript has 20 exons. The record is from RefSeq and is a predicted model, not a curated record. Lineage: Eukaryota; Metazoa; Chordata; Mammalia; Artiodactyla; Bovidae. Bases 448 to 3846 code for a protein of 1132 amino acids.